Molecule: messenger RNA, 1959 nt
Organism: Syngnathus typhle (broad-nosed pipefish)
Lineage: Eukaryota; Metazoa; Chordata; Actinopteri; Syngnathiformes; Syngnathidae
Product: hsp90 co-chaperone Cdc37-like
Exons: 8
Coding region: 207-1337 (376 amino acids)
Biological process (GO): protein folding; protein stabilization
Cellular component (GO): cytoplasm
Molecular function (GO): heat shock protein binding; protein kinase binding; protein-folding chaperone binding
Source: RefSeq, a predicted model, not a curated record
AGGCGCAAAAUGACGUCAGACGUACGACGUGCACCGGAAAUUUCCAGCAGUACUUUCUAGAAUUUCUUGAGUAGCUAACCCGAGUGAAUCAGUUUUCAUUUUAGAUUUCAUCUUGGCAAAACGACGGGUCUUCCAACUCACUUUCGAGUUAAGCAUCUUUGCUUCUUAGAUUCGGCAGGCAGCGGAUCGCACUAGCUUCUUUAAUCAUGUCCAAAAUAGACUACAGCGUGUGGGACCACAUUGAGGUGUCGGACGACGAAGAUGACACCCACCCAAACAUCGACACUCCGAGCCUCUUCAGGUGGAGACACCAGGCCCGCGUGGAUCGAAUGGAAGAAUUCCAGCAAAAAACACAAGACCUCAACAAGGGACUCGCCGAGUGCCGACGCAAGAUGUCAGAAGUACAAAAGAAAAUCCAGGAGCUGAGCGUAUCGGCGACGGACGAGAGCAAAGCCGAUCUGAGCAAAGUGCAGGCGGAGGAGAAGAAACUGAAGAAGGAGCAGCGUGACUGGGAGAGGAAGGUGGAAGAUCAUGCUCGGGAAGAGAAAAAGAUGCCGUGGAAUGUGGACACGCUGAGCAAAGAAGGCUUCAGCAAGAGUGUUGUCAACGUCAAACCCGAAGCGUCGGAGGAGUCCGAAGACGACAAAGAGAAGAAGCAUAAGACCUUUGUGGAAAAACAUGAGAAGCAGAUCAAACAUUUUGGCAUGCUGCGGCGCUGGGAUGACAGCCAAAAGUACUUGUCUGACAACCCUCAUCUGGUGUGCGAGGAGACAGCCAACUACCUGGUCAUUAUGUGCAUUGACCUCGAAGUGGAGGAGAAACAUGCCUUGAUGGAGCAAGUGGCUCACCAGACCAUCGUCAUGCAGUUCAUACUGGAGUUGGCGAAAAGCCUCAAGGUGGACCCCCGAGGAUGCUUUCGUCAGUUUUUUGCCAAGAUCAAGACAUCAGAUCAGCAAUAUCAGGAUGCGUUCAACGACGAGCUGGAGUCUUUCAAGGAGCGAGUGCGCGGCAGGGCCAAGAUUCGCAUCGAGAAGGCCAUGAAGGAGUACGAGGAGGAAGAGCGACAGAAGCGCUUAGGACCCGGCGGACUCGAUCCCGUUGACGUCUACGAGAGUCUACCACAGGAGAUGCAGAAAUGCUUUGACGACAAGGACAUCCAAAUGUUACAAGACGUUAUUAGCAAAAUGGAUCCAACGGAGGCCAAAGUGCACAUGAAGCGCUGCAUCGAGUCCGGACUUUGGGUGCCCAACUCCAAGCUGGGCGACGGCGACGACAAAGAUGAAGAGGCCGUCUACGAGGACGUGAAAGAGGAGCCUGAAGACGCCAAGCAGGACUGACGGGGGGAGCCUUUGCGAAUGUACUUAAUUAAACCCUGCUGCAAACUCAUAGCAACUCUCUUAGGUGUGCGACUAGUUUGCCUCGUGAGAAAAACAAAGAGCUUGACACACACAUCGAGCUUUUCAGUAAUGGUUUGGCUGUCACACAAUUCCCCGCAUUCUUGAUGAAUUCUGCUUGGGAAAUAACCACGGCUUGUUUGAGUUGUUGUUUUUUGUUUGUUUUUUUAUAUAAUACUUGGACACAAAAUUUGUUCUGUACGCUUGAGGUACCCUACCGUUGAAACGUUUGGGGUCACUUAGAAAUGUCCUUGUUUUUUUUAAAUAAAAUUGCAGUUUUCAGGAAUCAGGAAAAGCCCAUUUCCCCAGCAACCAUCCCUCCAGUGUUCUAAUAGUUCAUUGUGUUCCCUUGUGCAAUUAUGUUAGUUUUUAUGGAAAACACUAAAUUGCCAGGGUGACUCCAAACAUUUGAACGGUAGUAUAUGUAUUAUUGUUGACUCUUAUUUCCCCUUCAAACACGUUUGUUUUUAUUUUUUUAGAUGUAGAACUUCUGCAGUCGGUGUAGUUUGGUUGUAUAUUCCCACCAAUUUUAUAUAAACUUAGAAAGGUUUACCCAAAAUCUAAA